Messenger RNA from Pleuronectes platessa (European plaice), 2193 nucleotides. RefSeq names its product calcium binding protein 39, like 1 (gene cab39l1). Bases 391 to 1422 code for a protein of 343 amino acids. Gene Ontology annotation, biological process: intracellular signal transduction. Gene Ontology annotation, molecular function: protein serine/threonine kinase activator activity. Lineage: Eukaryota; Metazoa; Chordata; Actinopteri; Pleuronectiformes; Pleuronectidae. The record is from RefSeq and is a predicted model, not a curated record. The transcript is spliced from 9 exons.
AGUGUCCCGGAGCCGAUCUGCGGGUGGAGAGAGAGAGAGAGGCUCCACCAGAGGAGAACCUAUGAGCACAUCAGCCCGGAGACCCGCUCCUCACCGACACCAGGCAGCCAGCAAGUUAGGUGACAGUCGGUCACGAGUGGAGAGAUUUUUCAUGAAACAUCUCAGCGAUGAAGGUCGUCGGUUUGAGCCACUUGUAGCGUCGGCUCGCUCGGGUUAGACAGACGGUGCUCCAGAUAACGUGCCGGACGCUCACAGCGACGCUGCGGCGGGGAAAAGAAAGUGGAGACAACUUGCUAGCCUGCUAGCUAACCUUUAGCCACCGCCGAGCCUCCUUCAGCCCGAAAAGCACAGUUCACUCGAUUGUUGGGCUUGGUUCACCUCUCUUCAGCCAUGCCUUUUCCCUUUGGUAAGACUCAGAAGAGUCCGGCAGAAAACGUGAGGAGUUUGAAGGAGAAUGUGGCGUACUUGGAGAAACUGGACCCUGGAGACAGCAAAAAGUGUGAGAAGGUUGCAGAUGAGGUGUCUAAAAGCCUGGCCUCGCUGAAGGAGGUGCUCUGUGGAACAGGUGACAAGGAGCCUCACACCGAAGCUGUGGCUCAGCUCGCACAGGAGCUGUACAACACCGACCUCCUCAUCACCCUCAUUGCCAACCUGCAUAGGAUUGACUUUGAGAGGAAGAAGGAUGUGGUUAAUUUGUUCAGCAAUAUUGUCAGACGUCAGAUUGGCACUCGCACACCCACGGUAGAGUACAUCUCUACACACCCACAGAUCCUCUUCAUGCUUCUGAAAGGAUACGAGAGUGCCGAGGUGGCUCUGAAUUGUGGAAUGAUGUUGAGGGAGUGCCUGCGUCACGAGCCUUUGGCCCGGACGGUUCUCCUCUCCGAAGACUUCUACUGCUUCUUCCAUUAUGUCGACCUCUCCACCUUUGACAUUGCCUCAGAUGCUUUCGCCUCAUUCAAGGAUCUCCUUACUAGACACAAGAUUAUGUGUGCAGAUUUUCUGGAGAACCAAUACGACAGGGUAUUUACAGAGUACGAGAAGCUCCUGCAUUCCGAAAACUAUGUCACCAAACGACAGUCUUUGAAGCUCCUCGGGGAACUUCUCCUGGAUCGACACAACUUCACUGUCAUGACAAAGUACAUCAGUCGGGCAGAGAACUUGAAGCUGAUGAUGAACUUGUUAAGAGACAACAGCCGAAACAUCCAGUUUGAAGCGUUCCAUGUCUUCAAGGUAUUCGUUGCAAACCCCAACAAGACUCAGCCCGUGCUGGACAUACUGCUGAAGAACCAGACCAAACUGGUGGAGUUCCUGAGCCACUUCCAGACGGACCGAUCCGAAGACGAGCAGUUCUGCGGCGAGAAGAACUAUCUGAUUAAGCAGAUCCGGGACCUGAAGAGGCCCGCGGCGCCGGAGGAAGCAUAAAAAGCUGUGUUGACGACUGCUCGGUCAGGUGGUAGAUUGUAGAGGUAGUGGCUGGAGCUGCAGAGAGGCUGAGUGAGAGACAUGCUUCAUUAAGAUUUAAUAUUAACUACAAAAUAUAGGAAAAAAAGAGUACAGAUUACUUCCUUCACUUUCUGUUUUUUUUAGUGUGGAUAUGGAGGUGAUUUCCAUCCAGAUACCUGAGUGGGCCAAGAACUGUUAUUUAAACCAUAGUGUUUUCUCUUUCAUCAUAAUGCAUUUAAUCUGUUUUAGUAUCCUUGGACCUUAAACUGUUGCCCUUCCUCAUACACUGUAGCUGGCAGUGACUUUAGAAUGACAGAAACGUCACCCCAUGCACAACCAACAUCUGCUCCGAGGUUCUCUUUAGUCUUUUCAUCUUCAGAAACUAUAUUUUAGAGAUUGAGGUAAAUAUAUUAUUUUUCUAAUGUGUCUUCAUGGUUAACAGUUUCAAACAUAGAGUAACUCUCUUCUCUCUGCACAUUGCUUAGCCUCACUAAUCACAGCGGUUUGAUUUGUUGCCUUAUUGUGAAGCUGUUGUGUUGCACAGGGACCUAAAUUAUCCUUCACAUGUGGAUCAUAUUGGCCAGGUCAACACACAGUGAUUUUUUUCAUGAGGGGGGUGAGAAUUGUGAAUUUCUUUGGCCUUUGGUCACAUGUGUAAGGUUGCAAAAGUUUGAAAUGAUCCAGUUGUGCUGUACUUGCCAAUGCGUUAGUUGGAACAGGAAGAGAAAAUCAAAACCACAGAGGAAUCAA